AUGCUUCAUGAGUCUGAUGCUCAGUCGAAGGGAACACAAGAGCUCGAGUCAUUCAAAUUGAGACAAUGAAGAUUUUUUUCAAAGUAUUGAUUUGUCUUUGGGGUGUUGGUGCAAUUAGUGCUGAUAAAUGUAUCGUAUCGGUGUCUUAUUUACCGGUUAAAGUCGAGUUCACGUGCGUUGGAUUAUCGACAUUGAACGAAAAGCUUAACAGCGCUUACAAAAAUACGACUGUCAUCACUAUUCAGGACUCAAACCUGAUGAUUAUUCCGAGUAAUCUUUUCUCGUCGUUUGGAAUUACCCUCAAAACACUGGAUAUUCACGAAUCUGGAGUUCGUAGUGUCGACACUAAUGCAUUCUGGGGUCUUGUUUACUUGGAAAAAUUGAGUCUCUGGGGAAAUAAAUUGACGACUAUACCCGCUGACUGGUUCACUCAUCUACCUAAUCUGAGAGUUCUGGAUUUAUCAUUCAAUAAUAUUGAUACAAUUGAUUACAAAGUUUAUUACACGCUGCCGAAUCUGAAUGAACUCAAUAUUGGUUACAACAAGCUGAAGGGCAUCGAUUACAAUCUCUUCCCAGUGAUGACACAGCUAAGAAAGGUUGAGUUUGGGAAUAAUCCGUUGGAUUGGUCGUACCGAGUACUGUUAACAUGGCAGCUUGAUAAUCAAAGAAUCGAUUAUCGUGGCAUGUGGGAUGAUUGGGGAUGGAUGAGCAGUGCAAUUCAAGAAUGUCAGAACAACGGAUAUGCAACAGUUCCAGAUGUCAAGUUAUUAUACUGUAGCUUCAAGAGAUUGGUCGGUUUUUUGAACAAAAAUCUAUCAUCAGGUGUUCAAAGCCCGUCAUUGUUGAAUCGUGAUAAUCUGUCGGUGCAAGCUUUCACAAAUUUGAAUCAGUGUGUCAAAUCGAAGGUCAAGGUGGAUGGCGAUCUCCUGUCUCUAAAAUUAUUAGAGACUUUGUUACCUGAACUACGACUGAUUGAAAAUCCAACGGCAAUAUUCCAUCGUCCGUAAUUGCAGCAGUUUUUUUUUGUGAAAAUACUUCUUCGUAAUUUUACUUCCAAUUUUUCAAAUUUUUACUUCCAAAAUUUUUCCAAUUGUGGAAAAAUUAUCGUCUUUUUAAUUUUAUAUCGUUCGUUUAUUGAACUAAGAUUUUUGUGUGAUCAUUUAUCCGUAACAAUGAAGAUAUAUAUUAAUUAAUAUUUAUUAAUUGAUAUCUGUUAAUUACCCCAGUGGAAAUUUCGAUCAGGUUCAGAGUAGGAUUUGAUCAGGUCAGCCCUGAUGAUUGAUCAUGAUCUGAUAUGGUAACUGGAUCAAAUUCUGAUCAGUCAUGUAACGGCGUUUUUGAUCAGGUCAAACAGUUCAGGAUUCGAUCAAGUCGACAUUAUUUAAACCGGAUGAUGCGAAUAAACAAUAAUUAUCAACUGAAAA
Molecule: messenger RNA, 1424 nt
Organism: Fopius arisanus
Lineage: Eukaryota; Metazoa; Arthropoda; Insecta; Hymenoptera; Braconidae
Product: insulin-like growth factor-binding protein complex acid labile subunit
Exons: 3
Coding region: 66-1007 (313 amino acids)
Molecular function (GO): protein binding
Source: RefSeq, a predicted model, not a curated record